AUGCCAAAGUGUAGAAGUUGUGGGAGCACAGAGUUUGAGCGAGACCUCUCCAAUGCCAAUAAUGAUCUCGUGUGUAAACACUGUGGUGUGGUGUCUGAAGAUAACCCUAUCGUGUCUGAAGUCACGUUUGGCGAGUCGAGUUCUGGUGCGGCCGUGGUUCAAGGUUCGUUCAUUGGAGCUGGUCAAUCACACGCGCCGUUUCUAUCUAGAGGCGGCUCUUCAGCACUUGAAUCCCGCGAAGCUACCCUGAAUAACGCUAAGAGAAAGUUACGCGCUGUGUCGCAUGCCUUAAACAUCCCUGACUACGUAACGGAUGCUGCUGGUCAAUGGUACAAGCUAGCGCUGGCCUUCAACUUUGUUCAAGGCCGUCGCUCACAAAAUGUCAUUGCAGCCUGCCUGUAUGUUGCAUGCCGUAAGGAAAAGACCCACCAUAUGCUCAUCGAUUUUUCGUCACGUUUGCAAGUUUCAGUCUAUUCUAUUGGUGCAACUUUCUUGAAAAUGGUGAAGGCACUACACAUCACAGAUCUGCCUCUUGCAGACCCAUCCCUGUUUAUUCAGCAUUUUGCCGAAAAACUUGAUCUUGGCGACAAGAAGAUCAAAGUGGUAAAGGAUGCUGUCAGAUUGGCCCAGCGCAUGUCUCGUGACUGGAUGUACGAAGGUCGUCGUCCUGCCGGUAUAGCAGGUGCGUGUCUUCUCCUCGCAUGCAGAAUGAACAACUUAAGAAGGACACACUCGGAAAUUGUUGCUGUGUCCCAUGUUGCAGAAGAAACGUUGCAACAACGGUUGAACGAGUUUAAAAACACGAAGUCGGGCAAACUAUCCAUCAAAGAAUUCCGUGAAAACGAAACUAGCGAGGCAGGCGCACAACCACCCUCAUUUCAAAGAAAUCGAAUUAAGGAGAAAAAACUCCGCGAGCGUCUUAACCAUGAUGAGCUGGAAACGAGUGACGAGGCCCUGAGCAAAAAUCCAAUUUUGUCACAGGUACUCGGCGCCCAAGAGCUGUCGUCACGAGAGGUUCUGUAUUAUUUGAAGCGAUUUUCAAAACGCAGAGAAGAUACAGCCCACAGAACAAAAGCCACCAACGGGGUUGACGAUUCCGAUAUGCAAGACACCUCACGGGAAGAGACUGCUUUACCUACCAAUACGAGCGACGAAUUAUUAGAAGAAACCCCAGGUGAAGAAGAUGGAAGACACUUUCAAGAUGCUAUUGACGGUUACUCGUUGGAGAAGGAUCCUGACAGACCACGCAAUUUGCACCUCCUUCCUACGACCGCUUCAUUACUAGCAAAAGUAGCAGACGAUCCUGAAAAUUUAGAAGAUGUAGAUGAUGAAGAGAUGGAGGCACAGUUACUAGAUGAAGAAGCAUCCAAAUUGAAGGAGCGGAUCUGGAUUGGUAUAAACGGCGAUUUUCUGCUGGAACAGGAGAGUAAAAGACUUAAACAGGAGGCAGACGUUGCAUCUGGGAACGCGUCUGUCAAAAAGAAGCGUGGGGGCGCGGGCCGCAAACGCAUCAAGCAACAGAGUGAUGUCGAGGGCCUGCUUGCAGAUAUAAAAGACGACUCCGGACUUCAGGCUGCAUUAAAAUUAGCUGAAGAUACUGGUGAUUUCACAACUGCCGAUAGUGUCAAAAACAUGCUGCAGAAAUCGAGCUUUUCAAAGAAAAUUAAUUACGAAGCUAUAGAUGGGCUGUUUAGAGCAGCCUGA
Molecule: messenger RNA, 1704 nt
Organism: Lachancea fermentati
Lineage: Eukaryota; Fungi; Ascomycota; Saccharomycetes; Saccharomycetales; Saccharomycetaceae
Source: the annotation of a GenBank genome assembly